Messenger RNA from Pedinophyceae sp. YPF-701, 1035 nucleotides. The record is from the annotation of a GenBank genome assembly. NCBI's taxonomy places the organism in Eukaryota, Viridiplantae, Chlorophyta, Pedinophyceae.
AUGGCGCAGGACCUGCUGGCCUCGGUGCGGCUGGCGCUGAGCGUCGCGCUGGCGCACCUGCGGGUGGUGCCGUGGGGCGCGUGCUGCACGUACGGCGCGCUCGCGCUGCUGUCUGUUACCUUCCUGAUGUACUUGGUCCCGCAGCUGUUCCUCGACCUCUUCUGCUCGCGCGGACAGGACCUGCGGAAGAAGUACGACGCGAAGUGGGCGCUCGUGACGGGCGCGUCGACAGGUAUCGGCAAGUCGUUGGCGAUGCGGCUGGCCGACCAGGGUCUGAACGUGGUGCUCGUGGCGCUGGACCAGCCGGUGUUUGACGAGACCUUCGAGGAGAUCCAGGAGGCGUACCCGAAGCAGAAGUUCAAGAAGGUCGCGACCAACCUGGGCGCGCCAGGGUACAUGGACGACAUCCGCGGCGCGACGCAGCGGCUGGACGUGCAGCUGGUGUUCAACAACGCGGGGUACAUGCUCACGGGGUUCUUCUUCGACAGCCCCCUGGACGCGCAGGCGGCCAACAUGGAGUGCAACGCGACCGCCGCGAUGCAGAUCUCGCACUACUUCGUCGGCAAGAUGGUCGCGCGCGGCGUGCCCGGGUGCGUGGUGUUCACGUCCAGCGCGGCCGCAGCGAUGCCGUCGCCCUUCACCGUGCUGUACGCCGCGACCAAGUCCUUCCUGUCCUCCUUCGGCGCGUCCCUCGCCGCGGAGGUCAAGUCCAAGGGCAUCGACGUGUGCGUGAUUCACCCCUCCCCGGUGGCGUCCCGCUUCUACGACAAGGCCCACAAGCUCGACAUGCUCGACUUCUUCAAGGGCUUCGCGGUCGACCCGGACUCGCUCCCGGACAUCAUCCUCGGCUCCGUCGGCCGCACGGUGUGGCGCGACAUCGGCGCGACGGCGGUCUUCUUCCGCCUCAUGAUGAAGGUGUUCGACUACAACUUCCUGGCGACGCUCACGGCCAACAUCGCGCACACCAUGGCCGACUACAAGCGGCACGCGAGCAAGCCGAAGCGGGGCAGGCGGUCGUCCGCCGCGCGCCGCUAG